Messenger RNA from Corylus avellana, 2438 nucleotides. RefSeq names its product Zinc-finger domain of monoamine-oxidase A repressor R1 protein. The record is from RefSeq and is a predicted model, not a curated record. Lineage: Eukaryota; Viridiplantae; Streptophyta; Magnoliopsida; Fagales; Betulaceae. Gene Ontology annotation, cellular component: nucleus. Gene Ontology annotation, biological process: regulation of DNA-templated transcription.
CCAAGCAACGCUCUCAUUUCUCUCUUAAGACAGCAGAAACAGAAAACGGAAACUCUGAAAAGACUUUUCAGAAAUGGCCGUUGCUUCUUCGACCUCUGCAACCAUUGUAUCUGCUAAGGAGAAGGAGAGCAAGGACACGAAGAAGAGGAUCCAGGUCGUUGACGACGUUGGAGAUAAUGGGAACAAAGCGAAGCGCUCAAAACGCCCCGGAGUUCGCGUCGUCGGGAACCGAAUCUACGAUUCUGUGAACGGGAAGAGCUGUCACCAGUGUCGUCAAAAAACAAUGGAUUUUUCGGCAUCGUGUAAGAACCUGAAAGCGAACAAGCCUUGUACUAUAAAGUUCUGUCACACAUGCCUAUUGAACAGAUAUGGAGAGAAAGCAGAGGAGAUGGAGAUGUUGGAUGACUGGAAAUGUCCCAAGUGCAGAGGCAUUUGCAAUUGCAGUUUUUGCAUGAAGAAAAAAGGUUACCAUCCCACUGGUCAACUAGUGCUAACAGCCAAGAAUGCUGGUUAUUCAUCUGUUUUGGAAAUGAUGAAUGUCAAAAGUCCUGAUGAUUUGGGUCAAGAUGAGGUUGUUGAAAUUGCGAGUGUCUCGCCGACGAAGUUGGGUGCUUCAAACAAGGGAUCUGAAGGGGUUUCACCGAGGAAAAUGGGGAAGGAAAAUUCUUUUGAUGGAAAGACUGAUGCUGACUUGAAUUCUAAGAAAUCGGUAACAAACUGUAGUGAGAAGAAGUCAAAGAAAACAAAGCGGGAAGGAUUGAAGGAAAUGUGUAAUGGCAGCAGGGAUGAAGGUGCUCACCCAAAAAGAAGUAGCCUGAUAAAACCUACAGCGUCUGAGGAGAUCUCUAAAAAAGAAGUUCAAAUAAAUGGAAAAGCUAGUAGUGUCCUCUCCAAGAAAAAGAAUUCUAAGACAUGGGUUUCAAAUAAUGUUCCUGUUAAAUCUGAAGAUAAGACGGAUGCUAAAACUCAGCAAGAUGCAGGAAUGCUGAAUGCUUUGAAGAAUGAGAAUGCCAGGGCCAAGCCUAAGAAAGUCAGAAUGCCAUGGUGUACCAUGAAUCUUGAGAACACAGAACUGGAUGCUGACAUUCCUAUGCCUCAGGGUGCCAGCUUGGCGACUAUAGCUGACAUUGAGUUACCUCCUGAAGAUGUUGGACAUGCAUUGCAAUUUUUAGAAUUUUGUGCCUCUUUUGGAAAGGUGCUUGACGUUAAAAAAGGACAAGCUGAAUCUUUACUUCGAGAAUUAAGAUAUGGGCGACGUGGGCGGCGAGCUGAAUAUUCAAUGACAGUUCAAUUUCAUAUCCAACUUUUGUCUUUAAUACAAAAGGAUGUGGGGGAAGAGUCUCUUUCAUCAAGUCCGACAAGCGGAAGAAACUCAUGGUGGCCAGCUCUGGGGAAAUGCAUCUCCGAAUCCCAAUGUGUAUUAAAAGAACUGCACUUGGAUUGCUUUGAUAGAGGUGCUGAUGAAUAUGACAACUUAGACUUCUCAAUGAAACUCAGAAUCUUAAAUUUUCUUUGUGAUGAGGCUCUAGGCACAAUAAAAUUGAGGAGUUGGAUUGAUGACCAAAAUUCAAAAGUUGUAGAACAAGGGAAGCAAGCAAAAGAAAAGCUUAUCGUUGCAAAGGAGAAGGAGAAACAUCUAAAGCAGAAGUUGCGGGAUGAGGUGGCCAAAGCUAUUAUUGCAAAAAAUGGUGUUCCUCUUUCUAUUUCAGAGCAUGAGGCUAUUAUUUCACAAAUAAAAAGUGAUACUGCUCAAGCUCAUGCUGAGAUGCUUGAUGCUAAGGGCAUGGUAUCUAAGAGGAGGCCAAGAUUUGAUGCUAUUAGAACAGAGGCUAUGUUUUUGGAUGUCGAUGGUCGUGCAUUUUGGGAAUUGAAAGGCUAUACUGGUGAAAAGGAUAUUUUACUUCAAGAUAUGGGGACCUGGGAUGCAGUGGCGUCUGAUGAAAAAUGGUUUGUCUAUGGUGCUGAACAGAAACAAGCAAUUGAGCAGUACUUUUAUUCUUUAAGGGGAAAAAGGCUGAGGAUUCAAAAUGUUGGUCACACUGUUCCAAGUGGAAAUAAUGAAGCAAAGAUAUAGCUGAUGCUUGGAUAAUUUGCCACCUAUAAAUAUUAGAACUUGGGCAGCUAAGAAGUGAGAGAUUUGAUUUCUGCUGUACUUUGAAGUUUGAACCAUUCUCUUGCUUCCAUUUUUUGAAGAUACAAAUGUGUACAUCUAAAGGGAAGCGCGAAAAGAUCAUAUGAACCAAUGAUGGUUUUCUAUCUUGUUUUGUAUCCAGGAAUGUAGCUAGCUAGUAUUAGCAUGUAUGCCUCCCUGUGAAGGUUAUGCCCUCUUUUGUACUUGUACAUCGCCUUUUUCUUUUAUUUUUUCCUGAACAGAAAAUUUCUGAUAAAAAAGCAGAUUAUUGCAUAUUAGUCCAUAUAUCGAUCUUGUAUUUGUACCC